Symbiodinium sp. CCMP2456 is the source of this 2229-nucleotide messenger RNA. The record is from the annotation of a GenBank genome assembly. NCBI's taxonomy places the organism in Eukaryota, Dinophyceae, Suessiales, Symbiodiniaceae.
AUGCGGCAGAGAGAGAGGCUACUACAGGAGAGGACUGCGCUUGAGCAACAAGCGGAAGAGCAUAGGCGUGAGGUCCAAGCGCUUAGCCUCGCCCUGAAGAAGUUCCUUCCGGCCAUUCAGAACGCGAAGGCACCUCCAGAUUGGCUGCUGAAGCAGGAGCUCUCAGUGGCUGAGCAGGAGGUGCAGGCCUACCAGCACCAGCAAGAUACAGUUGGCAUGGGCCUUCUUGAUGCUCAGAGAGAGCAGAAGGCAGCCACGCUGGAGUUGGAGCAGUGCCGGCGGCUUCUGUCCAGCACCGCUGAGCAACAGGAGCUGUGCAGCAAGCAGGAACUGAAAUUUCGCGACGCAACUCGAGAACUCGCAGAAGAGGCAGCAGUUGCAAAACGCGAGGAGGCAGCUGCCAGGGAGGAGGCAGCGGCACAGAAGCAAUUGCACGCAGAGCGUUCUGCGGCGCUGCGCAAGCUGCAGGUUGCAAAGGCCGAGCAGCUUCGCCAACUUCGGGAGCUCGAGGCUGCCGUGGUUCGAUCCCGAGGGGAUCUGUCGGUGGAGAAGGCUGCUCGCAAGGCGUUGAGUGCAGAUCUUGAAGUCCGAUGUGGACGUUUGCGCGCCGAGUUGGAGGAACACGCAGCGCUUCGCUUCGAAGCAACGGCCGAGCGUGCCGUCCAGGAGGCUGAGAAUGCCCAGCUGGAGGCCAGCGCUGCACGUUUUGCACUGCAGCUUCAAGCUGAUGAGGAAGCAAGGGCACAGAUGGAAGCCAAGCUGCUGUCCAGCAUGCAGCUUGCCGAGCGCCAGCAGUAUGAGCUGCAGGCGCAGGAGCUGCUGGGUCAGAAUUUGGCCGCAGAAGUGGCCGAGGGACGACGCAUGGAGCAGGCACUGCAAGCGGAGUUGGCCCGUGAGCGAAUUUUAGCAAAUGAGGCAAGCGGUGAGGUUGCGGCCCUCUUCGAGCAACGGCAGCGCAAGGCACUUGAGGCUGAGGAGGCUUUGCAUCAGUGCGAUGCCGCAUUGCUGGCUAGCCAGGGAGCCGAAGAGGAGUUGCGGCAGCGAGAAAAGCAGCUUGAACAGUCUGCCAGGUCGUCUGAGCUGAUGCACAAGACCUUGAUGCAGCGACUGUCGACCGUUCAUGACCAGGUUCGAGCUGCCGAAGACGCCCACGCUGCUGCCCUCGAAGAGUUGCGUGGCGAGCGCCGGGAGCAAUCCAGGUUGAACCAGCGACUCCUGGUCGAAACCUCGAAGCAGCGGGCACUGCUGCUGCCAGGAGCACGUCACAUGCUCACCGAUACGCCCGGAGGGAAAGUUGACCUUGCGUCUAAAGGAUGUCUAAAAGACACGCUCGCCUCCGCAGUAGCAAGCUGCAUUCUGACUAGUGCUUGCAACCACGAAGCCAACCACGCAAACGGCACAGGCGUGAAUUGGUGCUCCGGAAGGUUCCAGAGUGUAGAGCUAUGCACAGCGACUGCAGGCCAUCUGCAGAAGAUUGGGGCCCUUGUUGCUAUGGCCAUUACCAGUGCCUUUGCGGCCUUUGCAUGUGCUGAAGAGAGACUCGGACGUGAGCUCAACGAGGCGGCCGUGCCAGUGGCGACAUUGCGCGGAAUCGACCUGGCUUCAAGCGACGCUUCUUGUGCCGCUGACCGAGACCCUCUGGCUGUGACAUCCAGGAGCUCACCAGCUGUGCCGAGGUCGACGAUCGCAAAUGAGCUCGGUGUUGCCACGAAGGACGUCGAGACUCUGAAUUGCCGGCUGAGUUCCUCGGACAAGCUCUUUGCCAACAUGACGAGGAGCCUGGACCUGGUGAGCAACCGCCUGCAGCAAGAUUACCUGCUCAGUCUGCGCGCCGGUCUGCAACACCUCGGCGAGUCCUUGGAAUCCAUGGUCUCGCAGGACAGCACCUGCUGGCAGCAGGAUUCUGUCAGAACAGCCUUCAACGCGGCCGUGAGUCAGCUGAACCGGCUAGUCAAUGCUGGGCGAGUGAACUCUGGCUACUGCCCAUUUACUGGCAAGCAGCAGACUACGAUUGGUGGCUCUGAGGUUGGAAGCCUGCUAAGAAAGCUGGCAAAGAUUAGACCUGUUGCCAUACAACACGGUGGGCGGGAGACCAAAAAGCUUGGCCGGGCGAUUGGCAAGCUCCUGCGAGAGGUGCGAGAAUCAGGCAACGACCCAGAUCCAGCCGGAGCAAUCCCAGUCAAUUGGGAGAUGAGGACGGCGAUGUUCGGGGCCCGUGUGGAGCUGUGA